AUUGCUUUUCGUAUUUUCAUGUAAUUGUGUUUUAUUAUUACAAAAAGGAUGGAUGGUUGAAUAAUGUCAUGAAGGGUGUUGGUUAUGCACUGUACGUCAUGUUUCCUCUGUACCAGUCAUGCGUAAUCUUGCGCUGUUGGUUGGACACGGACUGCACACACCGGUGAGGAAUAAAUGUCCAAGCAACCCACCUUUUUUCUUAACACCACAAACUUUUCUAGUAAUAACAUCUUUCAUGUUGGAUGCAUCUUGGACGGACAGCCAGCAUCACUUGUUCCAGCUGUUGGGCAGCGCGCGUGAUUUAUUCCAUGAGCGCCUUCUGUUCAGUAUCUGAUCGCGUCGGUAUGGUAUGGUUUUCAGCUUAGUUUUUUUUGGGGUUGUCCUGAAGCGGAGUCGCAUAUAUUCGGACCGAUAUGAAAAUUACAUACGGUUUCGUGGUCGUCGGCGGGGGUUUAACGGGUGUUCUCAGUUUCAUCUCUUUAGCGCUUGCCAUUGGAACUGAAUACUGGUACAUCAUCGAGGACAAGCGCACGAACCACACCGACUCGGCGCGCACUAACUCUGGACUUUGGGGUGUUACAGAUGAUGUCCAAAGUCACACAGAAGACACUGGAUAUUCAGAAUCAGAAAGGCAGAUGGAAAUCAUGCAUAGCGUGAUUGCCAUCUUGCUGCCCUUGAGUCUGGUGAUGCUGGUGUUUGGAGGUAUCUGUGGCCUCGUCAGUUCCCUGGCCAGAAGCCGGACAUUCCUGAUCGGAUCCGCUUCAUAUUUCCUCCUGUGCAGUCUUCUCACUCUCUCUGGGGUGAGUCUGUACAUCAGGUACUCUCAGAAGGCUCUGGAAGAAACUGAAAGGCGGAUGGGCCGUGAGCAAAUGGCUCAAGUGCACACAUCAUUCGGCUGGUCUAUGGGCAUGGCCUGGAUCUCCUUUCUUCUGGAGGUGAUCACUGGUCUUCUCCUACUGCUGGCUGUCAGGCUGGUGCCUUUAACCCAGUAUGAAGAGUCUGUCGCCCCCAUAUAGAGACUCACCACCACCUCCUUGAACCAUACAUGUCCAUUUCAGGCAAGGUAGUCAGUAUUUGUCAAGGUAAGGCCUCCUCUCUGUCUUACAUUGUUAGCAAAUAUACAAUGGAAAUAAAUUGCAAUGGAAAAAAGAUAAAG
Molecule: messenger RNA, 1156 nt
Organism: Sinocyclocheilus rhinocerous
Lineage: Eukaryota; Metazoa; Chordata; Actinopteri; Cypriniformes; Cyprinidae
Product: transmembrane protein 235-like
Exons: 4
Coding region: 414-1016 (200 amino acids)
Cellular component (GO): apical plasma membrane
Source: RefSeq, a predicted model, not a curated record